AUGACUCGUCAAGAGCGAGCAAUGUCAAGGUCCUAUAUGGAGCAGGGAAGUUCAAACUUGGACCAUAAACCAAGUAUCAAGUUGAUAGUCGAACCACUGGUAUCCAUUAUACGAGAGUUAUUCUAUGGACCCGAGCGAACUCUGGCUGGCAGUGGAUCCACGGCGUCCAUUGACUACGCCACACCACCAGAUGUCGACGUCACAUGGUUAUCACGUGGAAAGAAACCGUUCAAGUUUGACUUACAUCAAAUCUUGGCGCCUUCAAAGGAAAUAUAUGCGCUCGUAUCGGGAGGUCUAGAACCGAUAGGAUAG
Messenger RNA from Acaulospora colombiana, 312 nucleotides. The record is from the annotation of a GenBank genome assembly. NCBI's taxonomy places the organism in Eukaryota, Fungi, Glomeromycota, Glomeromycetes, Diversisporales, Acaulosporaceae.